Paramecium sonneborni is the source of this 5260-nucleotide messenger RNA. The record is from the annotation of a GenBank genome assembly. NCBI's taxonomy places the organism in Eukaryota, Ciliophora, Oligohymenophorea, Peniculida, Parameciidae.
AUGAAAUACAUGGAAUUCUUAGUUUUAUCAGUCUUUAUAAUAAAAAUUCAUUGUGGUAUUAGUUAUCAUGUAAUCUUUAGGUUGGGAACUUUACUAAUCGGAAUUAAUAGAUAGUUCAACAUUUCACUUGUGGACGAACUCAAAUAACAUGCCUUAAUCGAAUUUAUUACAAGUUUGUGAUUUAUAACCAUCACUCAAUGCAAAACUUCUUUAGGGUGACAUUUCCUUAACUCGUACUAUCUAUAUGUCUACAUCCAGAGGAUUUAGUAAAAUACGAAUGAGUUUUGAUAUUUACUAUUUGGGUUUAUGGAAUCCUGUAGAAGCAAUAACUGUUUAUGCAAAUAGUUUAUUGAUACAUAACGAAAUUCCUAAUACAAGUUAUUUGGAAGAUUAUUCGAUCAGAUUUUGCAAAUCAAGACCUUUUGGAAAAUCAAACUCUGAAAAAAUAUCAAGAAUAGAUUAAACAAUAUCAUUUAAUGAUCCUCAAUUAAAUAUUGAAAUUGUCCAUGAACAAGUUUCUAGCGGUUCGACCAGUGAUUAUGGAAUAACAAACUUUAUAUUAUAAGUAUUUUAUUGUGAUGACCUUUGUGAAGAUUGCAAUGAAUACUAAUGUUUAACAUGUAAAUUAGGAUAUGAAUUAAUUAAAUCAUAAUGCAGAUGUAAUGUACUUCAUUAUUCAUUUUUUAAUCCUGAUUUAUAAUGUGUUAAUGAAUGUCCAACAAAUUAUAUCCCAGAUGAGAAUAAUAUUUGUCAAUUAGCAGUUAUAAAUAAUAUCUAUAAUGAUUUAGAACAGAUUAAUUUUAAUAAUUACAAAUUCUAAUACAUUCCUGAUAAAUAUUAUAGUACUUUUUAAUUGAUGACCUAAACAAUUGGAAGCAAAAGUGUUGCUGGUAUGUUUGGCAAUACUGAUAAAAUAGUUUAUAAUGAUAUAUUAUUACCUGCAAAUGGAUAAUAUGAAAUGAAAUUUACUUUAUUUGUAACUGGUAGUAUUUCUAGUUUAAUGCCAGAAGAAAUAUCUAUUAAAUUUAAUUAAUUUGUAGUAGGCAAGUUAGUUGAUCUUCAAUCUGUUUUUUUAUUUUCAUAUUUUCCUUAAGGAAGUAGAGUUUUAUUUAAAGAAGUUUGUAAUUCCCCUGAAUACCCAUUAUGUAAAUAAUAUUCAAUUUAUAUGAAAUUUGAAUUAGUAGAAACUGUAAAUGAAAUAGAAUUCAGCUCUAAAUUUAUAUUAAAUAAACCUUAACGAAAAUGGGGAAUCAGAGAUCUGAUUGUAAAUCAAUAUUCAAUAUCAAAUAAUUAAUGGAAUUGUUUAAACAAUUGUUUGACUUGUAAAUUGAAUUCACUAAAUAUCUGUUUAUCUUGUGGAAGUAGUAAGAAUCUUUUUAAGGGGAAAUGCAUUGAUUAAUGUCCAGAUUAUACAACAGCGAUUAGCAAUGUUUGUGUAGAUUUUUAGAUGGUGGAUGCAAAUUAAGAAUAUUUAGUUAAUUUAUUUCAUGAUUUAAAUCAUUACCAUUAAGAAUCCUAUUCAGAUAAAUAAAGUUUAAAAUUAUAUUCAUUCUUUAUGAAUAAGAUAAUUUUAGGAGGUCUUAAUUUUUGGAGUAAUGAGUAAGUAAUACAUAGAUUUAGAAAUAAAAAACCAUUUUAUAAAAUAAAAUUAGAAUUCAUGUUAGUAUUUAUUGAUUCUAAAAAUAAUUAAAUUCAAUUUAGAACAAGUGUUAAUUCUGAAAAUCCAAUAUACUCUAUGUUUGGUAGUGGAAUAUCAGUAGGUAAUUAAGUAGGUUAAUCUGAUAUUUUUGAAGUAAUAUAGAAUGUUAUUUAUAUAAAAUCUUUUUAAUCUACUGAUGAGUUAAUAGUGCAAUUACAUUGUAUGAGAAAUAUUGACAGUGAAGCAUAUUGUGGAAUAUAUGAUUAUAGAAUUAUUAUAUGGACUUGUUAGGAUUAUUGCUAAUAAUGUGAUGAUAAUGGAAAUUGUCUAAUUCCAAUCGAUACUAUAAAUUAUGAUAUAAAUGGAUGUAAGUCUGGAUAUUAUCUAAAUGAAGAUGGGGAAUGCACUAUUUGUAAUAUUGGAUGUGCUACUUGUGAUGGACAUUCAAAUUGUUUGACUUGUUAAGAUGGUUAUGAAUUGAGAAAUAAAAUAUGUUAUUGUUCAGCUCUUAAGGAUGUAGUUGCAUAUUGUUCAUAAAGUAAAUGCUUCCAUAAUUGCCAGACAUGUUUGAAUGACAAAGAAAAUGUUGGAGUUCUAAUUUCAAAACAUCCUAAUAAUUGUUUAUCUUGUGAUGAAUCCAAAAAUUUAUGGUUGAAUGUUAAUUAAUGUAAUUGUCUAGAUGGAUACUAUAUGGAAGAUUUUAGUUGUUAUCUCUGUUAUCCAACUUGUAGAUAAUGUCAAAGCAGAGCUCGAAAUUGCAAAGCUUGUGUUUCUGGAUAAAAUAGAAUCUUAAGUUCAUCUAAUAUAUGUGAAUGCCAGAUUGGGUAUUUCUAAGGAGAUAAUGACUUAGUUUGUUCUAAAUGUUCAGAUAUGUGUCAACAAUGCAAUUUUACUAAAGAUUAAUGCACUUCAUGUUAUCCCUCUCAUUAUCGACUACCAAAAAAUGAUACUUGUAUUUGUAUGGAUGGAUACUAUGAUAAUGGCUAAUUGAUCUGUCAAAGUAUUAAUUAUUUUUUAAUAAAUUAGAGUGUCCAUCAACAUGUAAAACUUGUUUAGAUGCUAUAACCUGUUCAUCAUGUUAUGAUAGUUAAUUUAGAAUUAUAAGUAUUAACAAUAAAUCUUGUAAAUGUUUACCAGGAUAUUUUGAAAAUUCAUCGGAUGUUUGUGAAUGUAUUCAUUUAUCUAUAAAUUUGUAGAAUGUCACUUUUCAUGUCUAGAAUGUUCCAAGAAUACUAGUUCAUCCUGUACUAGAUGUCCCACGACUAGAGAACCACUUUUUAAUGUUAAUUCAAUUGAAUUUUAAUGUAAAUGUAGAAGAGGAUAUUAUGAAUCAAAUGGUUAAUUAUGUUUAAAUUGUAAUGAUUAUAUUAAUCCUCCAAAAACCCAUAGUUGUUAUUCAAAUUGUGGAGAUGGUAUUAUAUAAUGGAAUGAAGAUUGUGAUGAUGGAAACAAUAAUUAUAGAGAUAAUUGUUAUAAAUGCUUAAAUGGUAAUUCCUUUUGUUUAGAUUAUACAUGUAUAGCUUGCGAUGCUGGUAGAUGUACUAGCUGUAUUGAUGGAUUUUAUUUAAGUUAAGAAUCUAUUUGUGAACCUUGUAAUUCAAGUUGUAAGACAUGCAUAAAUAAACCUGAUAAUUGCACUGAUUGUAUGAUAUACAAAUCUGAUGGAUCUGGUUGUGUAAUGUGUAAUGAAGAUCAAGGAUUUCAAAUAUAAGGAGAUUAAUGUAUAAAUAUUUGUGGAGAUGGAAUAUUAGUAUUGAAUGAACAAUGUGAUGAUGGCAAUUAAAAAUCAAAUGACGGUUGUGAUAAAAUAUGUUAAAUUGAAGAAGGUUACUAAUGUUAAACUUUAUGUGAAAAGAUUAUUUAUCCAUCUAUUUUAUUUGAAUUAAAUCCCUAAGAUAAUAAGUACUACUAAUAAAGGAUUGUAAGAAUAAAAACUGAUCAAAAAGUUUCAAUUUCAGGUAAUAUCAAUUCAAUUAUGAAAUUUAAAAUCAAUAAUUUAAAUUCUUACGAAAUCUCUUUUAUUGAUUUAACAUCAUAUUCUGAAGAAUAUAAUUAUCUAUUUUUAGAAUUGAAUAUUCAAUUACAAUCAGUAGUUUCUAAUCCAUAAUUAAUUUGUUAAAUAAUAAAUCAAGAAGCCAUUUAUAAUGAAUAAGGUAAUACAUUUAAGGAGAAGAAUUAUAUGACUUCAUUAUUAGAAUAUAAGGCUCAAUCUGAUUUAGCAGAGAGUGCAACUAAUGGUUUAAUGAAAUUGAGUAAAUACAUUUUGUACCUUUUAUUUGGAUUUGCAAUUUUAGCAUUUUUGUUUGGAGGCCUAAACAUAUUCUGGAAUUUACUAGACGUUCUACAAUUAGUAUCUUAUUUAUAAUAUUUAAAUGUUGAAUAUCCAUACAAUGUUAAUAAUUACUUUACUCUAUUUGGAUUUGCCUAAUUCGAUUUUAUUAAACAAUAUAUCGAUUUGGAAUAAUUCAUAAGUUAAUAUGUUAAUACACCAGAUGCAGAUCCAAAAUUUGGAAAUGAAGGAUACUCCACAGUAUUUUUUGUAAAUAUUAUAACUGUUGUGACUGUCUUUAUAACAACACUAAUCACUUUUAUUGGAUGUAGAAUGUUGUUUUCAACUUUGACUAAAAUUUCUCAUUCUUUUAUUUAUGCUCCAAUAGAUUCAUAAGAAUAAAGUUUAUGUACAUUCUUUAUUUAUAGAGUCACAAGGAAUUUACAAUAAUCGCUAUUAAAAAUUAAUUAAGAAUUUAUGUCAGGUGUAAUUCGAACAUUUAUGGCAGUAGCUUUUGAUUAUAACCUUGCCCUAUUUCUAUAGCUAAAGGAUGUUUAUUUAAAAGACCCAAUUUUAUUUAGUAGUUUUUUGUUUUGCAUAAUUGCUCUAUUAAUUGAAGUGAUAUUCGUUUAUUCAGCCAUAAUAUUUAUGUCUAAACCUGCUUAUGUAUUCAAAUAGAAAGUGAUAUAGAAUAAUUUUGGAGCAAUCUAUGAAGGUGUUAAGUUGUAAAAGAAUGCAUUUACUUAUUAUUUCAACAUAAUCUUGUUAAUUAAAAAAAUGUUAUUUAUGAUGUUUUUAGUUAUGUUUUAUUCAAUUCCUUGUAUUUAGAUAGGGUUUGUGUCACUUUUAAAUAUGAUGAUGGCUGCCUAUUUGAUAAAAGUAAAACCACUGUAAGAUAAAGAUGAAUUAAUAAAACAAGUAGGUUCAGAGUUGAUUAUUUGGUUAGCAGAAAUGUUUAUAAUGGGUCUUGCUAUGAAUGAACAAACAAAUCAAUUUGAAGAUAAUGGAAAACUAAAUUUAGGAUGGUGUAUUAUAUGUUCUACAUCAUUCCUAAUAUUGUUUUAAAUGUUUAUAGAUAUUAAAUAGCAUAUCAAUUUCUUAAUUCAUGAAUAUUCUAUAAUAAAAAAGUUAAUCGAUAGAAUUCAAUUUCUAAUCAAUAAAUAAGAACCAGAAGAAGAAUAAAAUGUAUUUCUUAAAGGAAGAAGAAGAUUUGGUAUUGAGAAUUUAACCUCUUUGAAUAACAUCAAUACCAUUUAGAAUAAUAAAUCUACCUGUCACUUUAAAUAAGGAAGAGUUGUAACAUUUACUGUCAGCUCAAGCAGUAGCUGAAAAUCCAUCUCAUCUUUUUGCUG